AUGAGGCACUAAAAAAGACAAGCAUCAUGCGUGCAACGUUAUCAUAUGAUAGACGAGCAUUUGAUGAAGGAGUAGCAGCCGAAUUUAUGAAAGCAGUUCAGUCAAUGUUGGAGGAUCCAUCUAUGAUGGUUGUUGGUGGAUCAAAGGAUUUAAGACUAAAGUUAGAGGCUUAAAAAUAUGAAUAUUUUGUGUACAUUAUGGAAGUGUGUUCAUGAGAGUGCACAUUAAUUCUUUGUUAUAAAACUGUUGAGAUUUUAAUUCAGAGAGCAGUAUUUUGUUAUGGAGGUAGAACUUAUUAUUAUAAAUAUGAACUGUGAAAAUACUUCAAAUUAAAAUUUCGUUUAUUUGAUUUAGUUCCACUUCUAAGGAACCAAUGUGUGAAAAAAAUACUCAUCUUCUUUGAUAUAGUUGACUGUUUGACAUUGACAGACUAACAAACAAGCAUGAAUUGUUCAUUAUCUGAACAAGAAAUCGUAAUAAUCCCCAUUUAUUAAGAUUAUUUGGACUCAAGUCCACAUGAAAAAUGGGUCCCUGAAUUUAUGACAAUUUUUAAAUUCUUUUAUCUGCACAAUGAGAUUAGUUUCCAGAAAAUUACUGUUUCAUGGUGUAUGAAUUCUGUUAUUAGUAAUCCUUUUGAGUUUGGAAAUUGUAAAUGCCUCUAGAAGAGAGCUUUAUAUUAGUUAAAAAAGUAGACUCCUUCCAUCUCGGCAGUAAUUUUGUGAUUUUACUGAAUAGUCAAAAAUAGUGUAAAAUUGACAAUUAAUGACAAUGUUUGUUUGUUUUUUUAAUUAAUUUUUCUAAUGGACCUAAAAAAAUUAAAACCCCUAAAUUCAGGUUUGGUUGGCUUAAUGGUUAAGAUGAUUCCAAAAGGAACUCCACAGUUUGUAAAAUGUAACUUAUUCCCAUGUGCUGGUGUGCAAUAAUUAAAAUGAAAGAAAACAUUACUGUCACUUAAUGGUAUGAUUUUAGACUCUACAGAAAGAAAAGUUAAUGUAGAAAGGUCUGACAGUUUCACUUCUAAAAAAUCAAAUUUCAAAAUAAAAUGUUCAUAUAAUAAAAAACAUAUUUCUAUAGAGUGUACGAUUUGUUAAAAUAGAUAUAAUGAAUAAAAAGGAAUUUUAUAUUAAACCUUUUAAAUGAACUAUUUCCAUCAUACCAUUUUUGUUCAUUCUACUCAUUUCAAAUAAUAUCUCAAAAAUCACUGCCAAAGAUUGUUAAGUUUUGUAAGAAAUAUUAUUAGAUAAUCUUAAUGAAACUGCAUUCUACUCAAAGUAAUAUCCAGUGCUGGAUACAAAUUAAUUGUAAAAAAUGAUUUGAUUUACUCCUGAGAAAUCAGUGUGAAAAGUCACUAGAUAUUAAUGUAUUUAAUUCACAGAAUAAUAUUUUUGACAGCUUAGUAUCUAAUAAGUUGUCCAAAUCACUGAAAAAAUGCAUUUGUUAUUUAGUAUUCUUAAUGGUACAGAAAUUACAGUAUCUCCUUAUCUCUCAGAUUUCUCUAAGAAACAAAUAGUCAUCAAAACCAGCGACCCGUUUAUAGUUUGAAAACUCAUUCUGUGUAAUAAAACUCAAUAUUUUUGGAAUUACCUGUAGAAGUUGUUUGGUAGGUAAAGAAUCAAAUUCUUAAGCGUGGUAUUCACCUUUGGAGGUUUUGUCUACUUUUCUUGUUCCUUCAGCUUACACUAGGGGUGGUUGUGAAUAAACCAGGAAAAUGUGACAAUGGAGCUAGUCGAACGAGAGACUGGAACAAUGGAAGAAUAAUUUGAAAACCUGUUAUUAAUCAGUUUUGCCUACAAAAACCAUGAAGUCUGUAAUAAGGAGUCUAAACUCCAGUGUAAGAUGGUAGGGGUAUGUCAAAAAAUGUCAGCAGCUAAUUGGACUCGCGUAGCUUCAGUGAUUUUGCAAUGAAUGAAGGAACUUACCUCACCUUUUUUUUAGGCCAAUAUUGGCAUGCAUACGUGUAUUUGACCAAACACCAUCUACACUUCAGUGUGUUUCAGUAAGUGUAAAUAGCGUUGUCUGGACACAGGGGCUUGCCGGCCAUUUUGGUGAAUGAAAUUCUCUUAUUGACCACAUGAUGUCACUGAAGCUAGAGCCCAGUGAGCUGCUAAGGCUUUUCAUAUGUAUCCCCAUCACCAGAGUUGAGUGUCUUCCUUACAGACUUUAUGACCUGAACCUUGUAUAGAUUAAAUUAUAGUUUUGGAGCCAGAGAGCAUUCUAACACCUUAGUUCACCUACAUCCUUUAUAUGUUUAUUAAAGUUUUUCUGUCUUGCUCUGAGUGUAUAAAAAAAGAAAACAAUGGUGUCAACAUUUUAAUUAAAUUCAAAUUUCAGGGCAAUUAAGAAGUGACAAUCUAAUAUUUCAGUUUUGGUAAAAAUGAAAUUGAGUGAUGCUAAUGUUCUUGAUAUCAGGCAGAUAAUCUGUCCCUUACACAUGCAAUAAAAAUCUAACAUUUCAUAGAAUAAUUAAAUUUUAUAUGUGUCAUCAAUAACCUUGUUUCCAUUUUGAUUUAUUAUACCUACAUUUGUUUCAGGAAAUUGAAAGAAAUACUAGACAAAAUGUGAUCAUUUCCUUUUCCCUACAUACCAUCCACAUAUUUCAUUUUUUACAAUUUAUGGUGUAUUUAUAUAUAAUUGUCAGAUGCACUUAAGUCUAGAGACAAAGUUCUAAUUUGGCAAGUAUCUUUUAACUGUUUAAACUUAUUUUGAAUUUUAUUAUUUCUUUUAUACAGACAAACCUGCCUAUAACAGAAGAGCAUGGUAAUGACCAAACCUUAGAGACAGUUUUUCGUUAUUACCAGGCUUUCAAAAUUUACUAAGCCGAAUAAAAUGCACUUUGCCACAAAAUAAUUGUUUUAAGAAUAUUGCUUUUGUAGUAUGUACAACAUGCAUAAUUUUUUGAAAUAGUUUACAUACAUAUCCUUAAAAAAACAUAAUGAAAAUAAUCUAACAAAAGUUAUUGUUUUGCCUUUUUCUUUAAUAAUGCUUAUUUUUCAACACUAACUAUGGGCAUUGUAUUUAAUAUUUCAUUGUUAUUCUGUGAAGAAAAACCUCCUUUAAGUUCUUUAUUUGCAGAAGUGCAUCACAAUGUUUUGAUGGAAUUUUCUGAUUUUGUCACAUUCUUUUCAGCCUCUCACCUGCUGCAUUGUGAUUGCUAUUGUUUGCCUUUCCACAUAGUCAUGCUAGAUACUUAUAUCUCUUCUUGAAUGAUUCCAACUUUCUGUUUGAAGCCUUAAAAUCAAUCUUGCUUAACCUACGAGCAAUUUCAAUAGCCUUGGCACGUAAAAUGGGCCCUGAAAUCAGCACGUUCUUUGCCUGUGUUACAACAAACCAUUCCUGUGUGAGUUUGUUAACUCUUUUGUUUUUAUUUAUUGUUUCCCUUCGUUUGAAGAGUGAAGAGUUUCCUUGCAACCAUUUGUUGAUAAUAGAUUCUUUCUUUUGAAAAAUUAUGAUUGUGUUAUUCCAAAUAUUUCAAAAAUUGCAAUCAUUCUUCCUUUGCACUCUAAUGCUUCAACACAUUCGUGUAUUGUCAAGAGUUUGCUCUUCCCUGAACUCAUCGUUCACAGAGCACUAUACCAAAGACACAGUAUAUACUUAAGUAUAGACAGUUCAACUGCUUUGAAUAUUCAGAAGAAACUGACUUUUCACACAAGCUGCUCGGGCUAGGAGAGAAAAGUCAGCACAUGCGUUGUCUAAAUCUGCUUCACCUCUGGGAAUUUAUCGAUCUCUAGCGCAUUGCGCUGUGUGCCCCAAGCAGUUAUAAAGGUCAUUUCUUCAUCUGACUUCUUCCCUUUUCGCAAAACCCCUCGGUUGCCAGCUCAAAAUAAACUGAAAAAGGCUGUCCAUUGCUGCAUUAAGUAGGUUCCAUUAACAGCAGGUAAAAUUGUGUGCAUUUUAUGUAGCAAGGAUCAACAUAUUUUUCCAUUGAAAGCAGUUUUCCAGUAUUACCAGAAUCUGUUUUCGACAGGUUUGACUGUAUUUAUAUAUUCUUUAUGAAUAUCUAUAACUAACCUUUUCAAUAUCUUUUUUGUUUUUUUAGGUUUAAUAUUUGACAACAAAUAUUGAGAAAGUAGUGUAAAAUUAUUCAUCAAGAUGACAGAAUUAAUGAUUUUCAUUGAAUUGAUUUACAGUAUUAUUUGCCUGAAAAUGUACAAGAUUGUAUUAAAUUGUUUUGUUUUUUUUUAAACAAGAAAUUAUAUUGCAAUAAUUUCAUUUCCUGAAAAUACUGAUUCUCUUUUACUAUUAUUUAUUGGUGCUGUUAAAAACAAUCAUGCUUCAUAAAAAAUCAAAAGAGUUCUCAGAAAAUUCUGUAUUCUUCAAGGUUGUUAUCAAUAACUCCAAAGCAAUAGUCUAGAAAUUUAGUAACGAUUUGUAUAAAAAAUGUUUUUUGUUGUUUUUUCUUUGUUUUCUUUAGACUCUCUUGUAACUAGUGCCUACACAAUAUAGAGAAGUUAUGUAAUGCUGCAGUAAAAAUCAGCAGAAAAAGUCAUAAGGCACAUUCCUGAUAGCAAAAAAAAUUAAUAAUUCUUGUUCCUAUAUGUAGUAAAUUACUUCCUCUAACAUGUUUCAAACCUGAAUUCAUGUUUUGUGGGUCUUGAAGAAUUGGUUUAUGGUACAGCAACAUUCUGUCAACGAUAGAGCUUAACUGAUGAGACAAUUUUCUCCAAAAUUAGUGUUCCCUGAUGGAUUGGGCUGAACUCAAGGCCCUCUGAAUUUGAAAUUAAUAGUUUGAUCUUGAGGGUAGUUAACAUUUUCUUAUUAAUGGCUCCAAACUUUUCUUUAAACUUUGCGAGUAGAGCUAAAUGCUGUGAAUAACAUGACAUAAACAUGGUUUUUAUUUAAUGUUUUAAUUUUUCAAAAAUAACUCAAAUUUAAGUUCAAGUAGUAGUAUGCUGUUUAUUAGGGUUUUCAAAUUAUGCAAGAAAGUAUGUGCUGUUGUUCUACCGCCAGUUUACUUGCUUAUUCUUACCUUCAAAUUAGAACAUAUUAAGGCUGUAAGGGAAUCUGGAAAAUCUGGUUCUACCAACAAUGCAGUUUCUUUUGAUCGCAAUUUUAAAUGUUUAUUGUGCAUUAAUCAGCAGUGAAGCAGAACAAUCUUCACUAAUUUUUGCUAAGCUUGGGUAAAACGUCAAUCUGAUUGGUUGAGAACAAAAUUGCAUUUAUCAAUUUUUAUGUUUGUUUAUUUGUUUUUUUGUCCAUUUUACAGAUGUGUAUGUUUAAAACAAUCAUCCAUGAAGGUUGUAUUAGAACAAUUGUUUAUUUUCAUUUAUAUUAAAAGAGUAAAUAAGUAUAGAUAUUUUAGUUGUGUUUAUAACAUAAAUUUGCACUGGAAUUUCAGACUGUUAAUUAAAAUCUUAAAAAAUAUUGUUUCCUUUUGAAUGUCCUUUGCUGAUUUGUUUUUUCAUGGCUGAAUAUUGGUGGCAAAUGGACCCGCUAAAAUAUUUAAGACACCUUAAAUAUUAUUUCCCAAGCAAGUUAAUUCCAUGCAUUUGAAUCCUUUUCUUUUCAUGUGCAAUGUAUCCUCUCCUUAACUUUCUGAUGCAGUGGGGCCUUGGGGGAAUGUUAUCAAGUUGAAUUCUGAAUAUGUUUUAUGGCAAGAAUUGAAAACAAAUAUUUGCUCUGAUGUAAUAAAAUCUAUUUUCAAUGGUAAAUCAGCUAUUGAUUUGGGUUCUUGUCCUUCGUGAAGGAAAAUACUGUCACUACAACAUGGAG
Gryllus bimaculatus (two-spotted cricket) is the source of this 5709-nucleotide messenger RNA. NCBI's taxonomy places the organism in Eukaryota, Metazoa, Arthropoda, Insecta, Orthoptera, Gryllidae. The record is from the annotation of a GenBank genome assembly.